Molecule: messenger RNA, 1038 nt
Organism: Trichomycterus rosablanca
Lineage: Eukaryota; Metazoa; Chordata; Actinopteri; Siluriformes; Trichomycteridae
Gene: taar1b
Product: trace amine associated receptor 1b
Exons: 1
Coding region: 1-1038 (345 amino acids)
Biological process (GO): adenylate cyclase-activating adrenergic receptor signaling pathway
Cellular component (GO): plasma membrane
Molecular function (GO): trace-amine receptor activity
Source: RefSeq, a predicted model, not a curated record
AUGGAUAUUUUUAGCCCAUCUGACUUUACCCAUGACUCUCUCCUCUGCUAUGAAUCUAUUAAUGGAUCCUGCCGGAAGAUUUCGAGACCCUUGGACAUCCAGAUUUCAAUGUUUAUUGGCAUGGCCAUAACAAUCCUGGUGACUCUGACUGGAAAUAUACUGGUGAUCGUUUCAAUAGCGCACUUCAAACAGCUUCACACGCCAACCAACCAUUUAAUUCUGUCUCUGGCCAUGUGUGACUUUACAUUGGGCAUUUUCGUGAUGCCGCUAAGCUCCGUGCGAUCUGUCUACGGUUGCUGGUACCUCACAAACUUCAUGUGCAAGUUACACACAGGAAUGGACAUCAUGCUGAGCACUGCAUCCAUAUUCCACCUCUUGUGUGUAUCGACUGAGCGUUUCUGCGCCGUGUGCAGCCCGUUGACGUACCGCUCUCGCUUCCGUUCAGCCACCGUGCUGUUUCUGGUCUCGGCUAGCUGGCUCAUUCCCGGAGUCUUUGCCUACACCAUGGUUUUUGGAGAACUAAACAUCAGAGGCGAUGAAGCUUUCUUUGACACCAAUUUCCGCUGUGUAGGAGGUUGUCACGUCUUUUUCAGCCAUGGAUCAGCUGUGGUCACAUCGAUGGUUUCGUUUUUCAUCCCAGGAUUGAUUAUGUUUUUGAUCUAUGCCAGGAUUUACAUGGUCGCUAGAAGCCAAGCGAGGUCCAUAAAUGUUUUGGCCAAUCAGCUCAGGAUGCACCAUCACAAACCCAGAAUGUUUAGGUACCGAACCAGGAAAGGAACGAUGACGAUUGCCAUUGUGGUUGGAGUUUUUCUCAUCUGCUGGUCUCCGUUCUUCUUCUGCAACAUCAUUGACCCGUUUGUUGAUUACAAAAUAUCACCUGCACUGAUUGAUGCCCUGGUCUGGUUUGGAUAUUUGAAUUCUGCCCUAAAUCCUUUCAUUUAUGCAUUUCUGUACCCUUGGUUCAGGAAAGCUUUGAGGAUCAUCAUCAGUGGACAAGUGUUUCACAGGAAUAGCUGCAGAAUUCAACUCUAUUCAUGA